CGGGCGCAAACAAUGAUAUUUGCCAUUGAAGAAAUAAACCAGAAUGAGAAUCUCCUGCCGGGAAUCACACUUGGUUAUCAUAUCCACGAUGACUGCUCAUCCCCCGCGAUCGCCUCGAAAGCAGCGUUUGCUUUGAUGAACGGAGACGAAGAAACAAUUGAAUAUACUGAAUGCAGAGGUUCCUCCAAUGUCGCUGCUAUUGUUGGCUGUGGUCCAUCUACAAAUUCCAUCGUAACCGCAAGGGCAAUUGGAUCCUUUGGAAUUCCGCUGGUUAGUUAUUCGUCCACCUGCUCCUGUCUCAGCGAUAAGAGAGAAUACCCGACGUUUUUUCGAACGAGUCCCAGCGACCAGUACCAGUCCAAAAUUCUCGCUGAGCUCGUGAAAACAUUCGGUUGGACUUGGAUCGGCACCAUUAGAAGUGACACUGAUUACGGAAUUUUCGGAAUGCAAGGAUUUGUCAAACAUGUGGAGAAUUUGGGGGUUUGCAUUGCCUACUCUGAAUCAUUAUACAGGUCCGAUCCGCCAGAGAAAAUCAGGGAAAUUGUUCAGGUGAUCAAGGAGGCGUCCACUAAAGUGGUUGUGGCCUUUGCUCACGCUGCUGAAAUGCGCAUCUUAUUGAACGAAAUUUUGCGUCAAAAUAUAACUGGUAUACAAUGGAUUGGAAGCGAGGCGUGGGUGUCAGGAAAUCUACUGCCCCAAGAAGAAAGUGCCAUUUAUCUCGCAGGAACAAUAGGGCUGGCUACUCGAAGGACAGAGAUAGAUGGUCUCAGAGAUCAUCUUCAUAGUGUCCAUCCUUCCAACUUUCCUGGAAAUACUUUGGUGGAGGAGUUUUGGGAAACUUUGUUUACCUGCUCUUUUACAAGAGGCAAUAAAACAUACACUGAAAGUUUCAUGGACCAAGUACGGCAUUGCACAGGAAAUGAACGAAUAGAAGACAUAGAAAGUACCUACCUUCCAGCGAUAAUGGAAGGGAGUUCCUACCACGUGUAUAAAGCGGUCUACAGUAUUGCCUACGCACUCCACAAUAUGAUGACCUGUGUAGAACGUCAUGGGCCUUUUAUGAAUAACACAUGCGCUCAUAUUUCAAAUUUCGAGCCGUGGCAGUUGCUGCACUACAUCCGGACAGUGAAUUUCACAGCAAAAACGGGAGAAACCGUGUAUUUUGACGAAAAUGGUGACCCAGUUCCAAGAUACGAAUUUGUGAACUUACAGAUGAAUCUGAAUGGUACCGUUGAGAUUGUAAACGUCGGAUAUUACGAUGGUUCGGCUCCUCCAGAGAGUAAACUAAAGAUGCAAAUCGAUAACAUCGUGUGGAGCACGACUGGAACGACGAUCCCACGAGCAGUUUGCUCUGAACCUUGUCUGCCAGGGACAAGAAAAGUAAGCCGGAAAGGGCAGCCGAUAUGUUGUUUUGACUGCGCAGAAUGCGCCGCUGGUGAAAUCAGCAACGUCACUGAUUCCACGGAUUGCAUCCAGUGCCCUUCGGAGUACUGGUCCAAUCAGGGAAACACACAAUGUGUUCUCAAAAAGGUUGAGUUUCUUUCCUUUGGAGAAGUUCUGGGGUUUGUAUUAGUGGCGCUUGCUAUCGUGGGAGUCUGUUUUACUUUGGGCACCGCUGUCAUUUUCUAUCGGAAUAGAGAAACUCCCAUGGUCAAAGCGAACAACUCGGAGCUGAGCUUUCUACUUCUCUUCGCCCUCCUGCUUUGCUUUAUUUGCUCACUCGCGUUCAUUGGAGAACCUACCAACUGGUCUUGCAUGUUGCGCCGCACGGCUUUUGGAAUUGUGUUCGUUCUCUGCAUUUCCUGCAUCUUGGGCAAAACUAUCAUUGUCGUUGUCGCCUUUAAAGCAACCUUACCCAAUAGUAGCAUGAUGAGUUGUUUCGGACCGACACAGCAACGUUUGGGCGUCUUCGUCCUUACAUUUUUGCAAAGCGUAGUUUGCAUUUUCUGGCUGAGCGUGUCACCACCCUACCCCCUUAAAAACAUGAGCCAUUAUAGAGACAUCAUUAUUCUGGAAUGCGACGUGGGCUCAUUGACCGCCUUUUACGUAGUUUCGUGCUAUAUCGCUUUGUUAUCCAUUGUCUGUUUAGUGCUAGCAUUCCUUGCCCGAAAACUCCCAGACAGUUUCAACGACGCAAAGUACAUCACCUUCAGCAUGCUGAUAUUUUGUGCGGUUUGGAUAACCUUUAUUCCAGCUUACGUGAGCUCUCCAGGAAAGUACACUGUGGCUGUAGAAGUGUUCGCCAUUUGGGCAUCGAGCUUCGGUCUGCUCGUCUGCAUUUUUGCACCGAAAUGUUACAUUAUCUUACUAAAACCGGAGAUUAAUACAAAAAAGCAUAUGAUGACUAAAGGGACUUCACUGUACCAAGCGAGAUCCCAGAAGCUGCAGCACAGAAUAGACAAGAGAACCAACUACCGGGUGGAGAAGGUGGCGGGGAAGGAAGCUGGUGGGGUGACUGCGGCCCGCGGACAGCUUGUAACCGCUUGA
Hypanus sabinus (Atlantic stingray) is the source of this 2487-nucleotide messenger RNA. RefSeq names its product extracellular calcium-sensing receptor-like. NCBI's taxonomy places the organism in Eukaryota, Metazoa, Chordata, Chondrichthyes, Myliobatiformes, Dasyatidae. Gene Ontology annotation, cellular component: membrane. Bases 13 to 2487 code for a protein of 824 amino acids. The transcript has 6 exons. Gene Ontology annotation, molecular function: G protein-coupled receptor activity. The record is from RefSeq and is a predicted model, not a curated record. Gene Ontology annotation, biological process: G protein-coupled receptor signaling pathway.